Molecule: messenger RNA, 300 nt
Organism: Hydatigera taeniaeformis
Lineage: Eukaryota; Metazoa; Platyhelminthes; Cestoda; Cyclophyllidea; Taeniidae
Source: the annotation of a GenBank genome assembly
GCCUUCUCACGUAAGUUGCUUCUUCGUGGUCACGAGCGCACGCACACCGGCGAGAAGCCCUUCGUCUGUCCCAUCUGUCAACGUGCCUUCGCCGAUCAGUCCAACUUGCACGCGCAUAUGCAGACACACAUGGAGGUGAAACGCUUUCCCUGUCCUUACUGUUCCGCCUCAUUCAGUCGGCGCAACCUACUCAUGCGACACCAGACAAAGUGUUUACACUCCAAAGCUCCCCUAACUGCCGUCACAAAUCAUGCUUCCUCCACCACCACCACCACCACCACCUCCAACACAGCCCAUUGA